Molecule: messenger RNA, 1605 nt
Organism: Fusarium verticillioides 7600
Lineage: Eukaryota; Fungi; Ascomycota; Sordariomycetes; Hypocreales; Nectriaceae
Exons: 4
Coding region: 80-1468 (462 amino acids)
Cellular component (GO): cytoplasm
Molecular function (GO): oxidoreductase activity
Source: RefSeq, a predicted model, not a curated record
ACUACAUUGUUUCUUCAGAGAUUGAUAACAGCCAACCCAAGAUACCAGUCCGCAAUUCACUCAGCCACAAUUACUCACCAUGUCGCCCUCUCCUCUUCCUGUCGACAACGCCACAACCUCAUUUUGGAGGUCAGAGCCGCAUUCUCUCGAUAAUCAUCGCUCAACGCCUGAUCUCCCUGCCCAAGUCGAUAUUGCCAUUAUAGGCGCCGGCUACGCAGGCGUCGCGACAGUCUAUCAUAUUCUCGAGCAGUGCAAAGCUCAAGGCGCCCCUCUGCCAAAGAUUGUGAUCCUUGAAGCUCGCCAAGCUUGUUCGGGAGCAACCGGACGAAAUGGCGGCCAUGUGAAGCCAGAUCCGUAUUACAGACCAGCCAAUCUUCUGGCUACUUACGGCAUCGGAGCUGCGGCAGAGGCAGCAGAGUUCGAGGCCAAGAAUCUCGCUGCGGUCAAAAGUGCCAUUGAGAAAGAGGGCGUCGACUGCGACUUUGUCUAUACCCGUGCUGUCGAUGCGCUUAUGUCAGAUGACAUACUGAACAAGAUAAAAUCGGGAGUAGAUGCUCUUCGACAGAAAGGAGUUUCCGUUAUGCAGGAUGUCUAUUUUGCUCAAGGUGCUGAAGCUGAACAGCUAUCAGGCGUCAAGGGAGCCAAAGGCUGUUUUUCUUACACCGCUGGUCACUGCUGGCCAUACAAGCUCAUCCUCCAACUACUGUCCAAGGCUGUCGAUGCCAAUGUCAAUCUCCAGACCAACACGCCCGUUACUGCAGUUACUGAGGAGCCUGAUGAAGAUGGCCAUCUGACACUGAUGACUCCUCGCGGCGCGAUCCGCGCUGCAAAGAUCAUCUACGCGACUAACGCCUACACAUCAUCCAUACUACCCGAAUUCGUGGACAAGAUCGUCCCAGUGAGGGGAAUCUGCAGUCAUAUCAAGCCUAGCAAGACCCCGUCACCUUUACUGCCCAACUCGUACAUUAUUCGCUGGUCCGAUACCAAGUUCGAAUAUCUCAUCCCGAGGCUUGAUGGUAGCAUUAUAGUUGGAGGAGCACGAUCAGCGUACUACCAUGAUCUUGAUAGCUGGUACAACAACUUCAACGACGAUAAGUUAAUUGAGCCUGCGAAGAAUUACUUCGAUGGAUAUAUGCAGCGCGUCUUUCACGGGUGGGAGGACAGCGGCGCGUAUACGUCCAAGGUUUGGACUGGAGUGAUGGGCUACUCUUCCGAUGGCCUGCCUCAUGUCGGUGCUGUCCCUGGGAGACAGAAUCAGUAUAUGCUCGCUGGCUUCAACGGACACGGUAUGCCCCAGAUCUUCCUGUCAGCGAAGGGCGUGGCGUCUAUGGUGAUGGAGGGCUUGAGCUACGAGAAGACAGGUAUACCGAAAAUCUACAAGGCUACUCAAGAGAGACUGGACAGUCCGAGCAACACUAUACUGGACACUUGGAAGACUGUGCAGAGGAGGGAAGGGGCAAAACUGUAGAUAGUACUUUGUAAGCAGGAUCUAUAGCAGAAAUGGCGAUUAUUGAGAACAAUGUCCUGGUCCCGGAUGAAUUGCUCGUUACCCAUUGGCGAUAUUUGGAUCCUUCGUUUACCCCUCAAAGUCAAAUCAUUUACCGC